AUGUCAAGCAAAGAGGUGAAGACAGCUCUAAAAAGUGCCAGAGAUGCAAUCAGAAAUAAAGAAUAUAAAGAAGCUCUGAAACAUUGUAAGACUGUUUUGAAACAAGAGAAAAAUAACUACAAUGCCUGGGUUUUUAUUGGUGUUGCUGCAGCUGAGCUAGAACAACCUGAUCAGGCCCAGGGUGCCUACAGGAAAGCUGCUGAACUAGAGCCGGACCAGUUAUUGGCAUGGCAGGGAUUAGCAAGUUUAUAUGAGAAAAGUAAUCAUGCAAACGCUAAGGAUGACUUACCUAGUGUCUACCAAAAGCUCCUGGAUCUCUAUGAAAGUGUUGAUAAACAAAAGUGGUGUGAUGUGUGUAAGAAACUCGUGGAUCUGUAUUACCAAGAAAAGAAACAUGUAGAGGUGGCACGAACAUGGCACAAGUUGAUAAAGACCCGCCAGGAAGAGGGUGCAGACAAGGAAGAGCUUCACCAGCUAUGGAAGAAACUGACUCAGUUGUUGGCUGACAGUACUGAGGAUCAGAAUAAUGAAACGCAACAAUUGCUUUUAAAAGCUUUUGAGAAUGCUUUGGAUUUGUCAGAUAAGAUUCCUAGUGAAGAUCACCAAGUACUUUUUAGACAGUUCAUUCAGUGUUUACUCAAGUUUCCUCAUGAGAAGGAAAGAUUGAAGAUGGCCUGUGAAAGAAUGAUAAACAUCUAUCCCACUGAACAGUAUCCAUUAGAAGUAAUUUGUUUGCAUUUAAUUGAAUCAGGAAAUUUUACUGAUGAAGCACAGCAGUAUUGUUGCCGAUUAGUAGAACUGGAUUCACGAAGUGGUCCGGGUCUCAUUGGUUUAGGAAUUCAUGCUUUACAAGAUAAAAAGUAUGAAGAUGCUGUAAAGAACCUAACAGAAGGGUUAAAGGAAAGCCCUCUUUGCACAACUGGAUGGUAUCAUCUGGCAGCAGUGCAAGCCAAGAUGCAUAGAUAUAAGGAAGCUGUUCUUUCAUGCAAUCAAGCUUUGAAGAACCUAGAUAAUCUUGGUGUGUCUGGUGGCAUUCUUCAGAAGAAUCUUUGUCUUCAUUUGAAAGCAGAAGCUUUAAUUAAACUCUCAGAUUCUGAGUCUUCAGAGGAAGCAAUUCAUACACUUGACCAGGUUUCUGAUGCAGAUAAUAUCCCCAGACUUCUGUUUCUCAGAAGCUUGGCCUAUCUGAACAAACAAAUGGUGGAUGAAGCAACAAAGAUUAUGGAAGACCUUCUCUCUUCUUACCCAGACCUAGCUGAAGCUCAUGCCCUCGAGGCUUUGAUUCAUUUUACCAAGAAGGACUAUCAACAAGCAGAAAAAUGUUUUCAGAAAGCUCUUGAGAAAGACACUGAUGUUGCAGAAUACCAUUAUCAACUUGGGUUGACAUAUUGGUUCAUGAGUGAAGAAACAAGGAAAGAUAAAACAAAGGCUUUUACCCACUUUCUGAAGGCUGCAAGAUUGGAUACAUACAUGGGCAAAGUUUUCUGCUACUUAGGUCAUUAUUACAGAGAUGUGGUGGGAGAUAAAAACAGAGCCCGUGGAUGUUACAAGAAAGCUUUUGACUUAGAUGACUCUGAUGCUGAAUCUGGAGCUGCAGCAGUUGACCUAAGUGUAGAACUGGAAGAAAUGGAAACUGCCAUAGCUAUCCUAACUGCAGUAACUCAAAAGGCAAGCGCUGGAACGGCAAAAUGGGCUUGGCUUAGGCGAGGACUGUACUACUUGAAAGCAGGCCAGCAUUCUCAAGCAGUGGCUGAUUUACAGGCAGCAUUAAGAGCAGACCCAAAGGACUUCAAUUGCUGGGAGUCGUUAGGAGAGGCAUACUUAAGCAGAGGUGGUUAUACAACAGCUUUGAAGUCCUUCACCAAAGCCAGCGAACUGAACCCAGAAUCCAUAUACAGUGUGUUCAAGGUUGCAGCAAUACAGCAAAUCCUAGGCAAAUAUAAGGAAGCUAUAGCCCAGUACCAAUUGAUCAUUAAAAAAAAAGAAGAUUAUGUGCCUGCAUUGAAAGGUCUGGGUGAAUGUCAUCUUUUGAAAGCAAAAGCUGCUCUAGUUGAUUAUCUUGAUGGGAAAGCUGUAGACUACAUAGAAAAAGCACUGGAAUAUUUUACGUGGGCGCUGCAGCAUCGAGCUGAUGUGUCUUGCCUUUGGAAGCUAGUUGGGGAUGCUUGCACCAGUCUGCAUUCUGUCUCGCCAUCUAAAGUGAAUGUUAAUGUUUUAGGAGUCCUUCUAGGUCAGAAAGAAGGAAAACAAGUAUUAAGGAAACAUGAGCUCCUUCAUCUUGGAGGAAGGUGUUAUGGUCGUGCUUUAAAACUGAUGUCUACAUCUAAUACGUGGUGUGAUCUUGGAAUUAAUUAUUAUCGCCAAGUACAACAUUUAGCCGAAACAGGGAGGAAUAUGGAUGAUCUCAAGGAGUUGCUGGAGAAAUCUUUACAUUGUCUGAAAAAGGCUGUGAGACUGGACAGUAAUAACCACUUAUACUGGAAUGCACUUGGUGUGGUUGCUUGUUACAGUGGUAUCGGAAACUAUGCCCUUGCUCAGCACUGUUUCAUUAAGUCAAUUCAGUCUGAACAGAUUAAUGCUGUUGCAUGGACCAACUUGGGAGCGUUAUACCUUGCAAAUGAAAAGAUUGAGCAAGCUCAUGAAGCUUUCAAAAUGGCCCAGUCUCUUGAUCCAUCUUAUUUAAUGUGCUGGAUUGGACAAGCUCUUAUUGCGGAGACAGUUGGAAGUUAUGACACAAUGGAUCUCUUUAGGCACACUACAGAACUCAGUAUGCAUACGGAGGGUGCAAUUGGUUAUGCAUAUUGGGUCUGUACAACAUUGCAAGAUAAAAGCAACAGGGAAACAGAGCUGUACCAGUACAACAUUCUCCAGAUGAAUGCUAUUCCAGCAGCACAAGUUGUUUUGAGUAAAUACAUAGAAAGAAUUCAGGAUUACGCUCCUGCUUUCACGAUGCUGGGUUACUUAAAUGAGCAUCUGCACCUCAAACAGGAAGCAGCAGAUGCAUACCAAAGGGCAAUUUUGUUGUUACAGAAUACAGAAGAUCAAGAUACUUACCAUGUUACAGUAAGAAAUUAUGGCAGAUUGCUGUGUUCUAUUGGUGAAUAUGAUAAAGCUAUCCAGGCUUUUAAAUCAACACCUCUUGAAGAAUUGGAAGACAUCACAGGCCUUGCAUUAGCUUUAUUUAUGAAAGGUCUAUAUAAAGAGAGCAGCAAAGCUUAUGAAAAAGCCUUAUCUGUAGUUGAAUCAGAGCAAGACAAAGCUCAUAUCUUGACAGCUCUGGCAAUAACAGAAUAUAAACAAGGAAAAAUGGAUGUAGCCAAGACAUUGCUCUUUAAGUGUUCUAUCUUAAAGGAACCAACGAUAGAAAGCCUUCAAACUCUGUGUGCUCUAGGAUUGGCCAUGCAAGAUGCUACACUGUCCAAAGCAGCACUUAAUGAAUUACUGAAACACGUCAAACAGAAAGACAGUAAUUAUCAGCGGUGCCUUCUUACUUCAGCUAUUUAUGCACUCCAAGGCCACAGUGUGGCAGUACAGAGACAAGCAUCCAAAGCUGUUCACAGUAACCCAGCUGAUCCUGCUCUUUGGUCUUUGUUGUCUCGAGUGGUUGCUCAGCAUGCCCAGAGAAAGGCAGAGGGUGGUGCUAUAGCAGGGAAUGUGGCUUAUAUACUGGACUCAAAUCAUGGAAAGAAGGCAUUACUGUACACUGCAGUAAAUCAGUUGGCUAUGGGAAGCAGUUCAUCUGAAGAGGAAAAAAAUAUUGCCCUAAAGACCAUUCAGAAGGCAGCUUUCCUUUCUCCAGGUGAUCCAGCUGUCUGGGCCGGUCUAAUGGCAGCCUGUCAUGCUGAUGAUAAACUGGCUCUAGUGAACAACACUCAGGCAAAGAGAAGGGAUUUAGACUUUGCACUCUUCUCUGCUAUUUCUGUGUCAAUUAAAGAGAAAGAGUUUCCUGAAAGCUACAACCAGGCUCUUGAAAAAUGGUCCCUCUCCCAAACUGUCACUGGUUUAAUAGAAACUGGAAGAAUAUCUGAAGCUGAAGUCCUCUGUACGAAGAAUUUAAAAAGUAACCCAGAUCAGCCAGCUGUUAUCUUACUUUUGAGACAAGUUCAGUGUAAACCACUCCUGGAUUCACGAAAACCCCUCCCAGAUGCUGUUCUUGAAGAGCUGCAAAAAGCAGUCAUGUCGAACUCAACCUCCGUGCCAGCGUGGCAGUGGUUGGCACAUGUAUAUCACUCCCAAGGAAUGAUGGGUGCUGCAGAGAUGUGUUACAGAAAGAGUCUACAGGUGGCAUCCCAACAGGGCAGUUGGAGUGGGAAGCUCUCAAGUCUCUUGAGACUAGCCCUGCUUGCGUUAGAAGUCUGCAUGGCUAAUAUUUCCAAUGAUCACUGGCCUUCUUUGGUUCAGGAAGCUACAGCUGAGGCCUUGAAGCUUUGCUUCUGUCCGCUAGCUGUUCUUGUUCAAGCUUUGUUACAAUUUAACUGCAAGAUGGGAGCAAGAGAGACACGGCGACUUUUGGAGAGAGUGGUUUAUCAUCAGCCCAGGUACCCCAAGUCUAUUGUAUCCACUGCUCGAUGGUACCUACUCAGACACCUAUAUGCCAAAGAUGACUACGAGCUCAUCGAUGUAUUGGUAAACAAUGCCAAAACUUACGGAGACACAAGAGCAUUGGAACUGAAUCAGAAGUUGUCCUCACAGUAA
This is a messenger RNA of Elephantulus edwardii (Cape elephant shrew), 4695 nucleotides long. RefSeq names its product tetratricopeptide repeat domain 37 (gene SKIC3). Gene Ontology annotation, cellular component: Ski complex. The coding region runs from base 1 to 4695 and encodes 1564 amino acids. Gene Ontology annotation, molecular function: protein binding. The transcript has 40 exons. Lineage: Eukaryota; Metazoa; Chordata; Mammalia; Macroscelidea; Macroscelididae. The record is from RefSeq and is a predicted model, not a curated record.